Caenorhabditis angaria is the source of this 1315-nucleotide messenger RNA. Lineage: Eukaryota; Metazoa; Nematoda; Chromadorea; Rhabditida; Rhabditidae. The record is from the annotation of a GenBank genome assembly.
AUGAAAAAAGUGUUAUUUAUUGCAUUCGUUGCUGUAUUUUUCAAAUAUUCUCAAUCGAUUGCAGAAAAUAAAGCGAUUUACACUGGAUUUCCAAAUUGCACAAAUUAUUCAAUAAAUUUUGAGAAUAUCGAAAAUACAACUUUUGUUUUCGUUCUUGAUCGAGCAGCGGAUUGGGAAUCAGUGAGUUUUGAAACGAUGGCCAAGAGUUUAGAGUUAGCAUAAAAUUUAAAAACUUUUGGGCAGAAAUAUUUACACAUGAACACAAACAAUUUCAAAUUUGAUGGUCGUUUUUCAAAUUUUUUAAAUUUUGAGCAAAAAGUCAAAUUUGUCAGAAGUUAGCGGAUUUUCCCAUCUUUCAAAUCAGAACUCCUUACAGUACAUCCGAGUCUUAUACCUAUACAAACAGUUCUCAUGUAUGAUCCCAAUUGAUGACUCGAUAAAAAUAAUAUUCCUGCAAUAUACAACGAACGAAGUUUUUCUUGAACCUCCUCAAAGAAGUGAUACAAUUUCUGGAACAAUUUAUGCGACUGGAUAUGAGCAAGAUUAUUAUAAUGAUGAUCAUUGUACACGAUUUAAUGAAUCGUUGACUAGCAAGUUAGAUGAACUUGUCAAUUUUUCACUACGAAAACCAAUUCAAAAUGUUCAAUUUAUUGUUCCGAUUUAUUCAAAUGCAGUUGAUGCAAAAAGUUGUUCAAUGAAAAAAGUUUUUGAUGAAAAAAUCCAAGCUGGAAAUAAUGCAAGUUUAUUGAAUUUGCAUUUUAAUGGAAUUAAUAUAAAUUGCACCGCAGAUGGGAAAACAAUGAAAAAGGAAGGGAUUUUUAUGAAUAUUCCAGAUGUUAGAAUUAUAAAUCCUAAUGAAACAUUUAUGGUUGGACCACCAGAAACUGAAUAUACAAGAAAGCUGACACCAAUUGUGAAGGAAUUGCAAAGAUUGUGAGUUUGAAAAAUAUUCUACAGAACAUUGUUUUAUUGAUUUCCUCAAAUUCCUAUUCUCAAACCUACUCCCAGAGUAAUUCUCUACCUAAAAGUAUUCCCAUAUUUUUCGAUAGCUGUCACAAAAUCAUCUAGAACGUCCAAAGAAAUUUAGAGAAUAACAUUAUCCACCUAAUUUCUAACUGCAAUUCUCUGGAAGUCCGCAAAUCAAUUAGUUUUUAUGAAUAGUUUUUCUAAUAUGUUUCGAAAAAAAUUUAUAAUUUUCAGCCUGGAAAACUCGUUGCAAAACAGAACAACAACUUCAACUUCGAAUUCGCCAAACUUUUUCUGGAUUAAUUUAUUUGCUUUAUUGAUUUUUUUCAAAUUCAAUAUACGAAUGUAA